Ctenocephalides felis (cat flea) is the source of this 557-nucleotide messenger RNA. Its product is annotated as pre-mRNA-splicing factor 18-like. The record is from RefSeq and is a predicted model, not a curated record. Gene Ontology annotation, cellular component: U5 snRNP; U4/U6 x U5 tri-snRNP complex; U2-type post-spliceosomal complex. Lineage: Eukaryota; Metazoa; Arthropoda; Insecta; Siphonaptera; Pulicidae. Gene Ontology annotation, biological process: RNA splicing; generation of catalytic spliceosome for second transesterification step.
GGAAAUAGAGUGGAUAUGAUAGUCAUCAUGACAUUAUUACAAUUUUUAAUGAAACAAUGGUUAUUUACAGUUAGAAAAAAGCAAAAUAAAAAAUUUGACUACAAAAGAAAAAUAGCUAGAGCUACGUUUAAUCAAACACGAGACUAUCUCAGACCUUUACUUAGAAAACUAAAAUCAAAAUCUUUACCUGAUGAUAUAUGCGAUAGCCUUUGCGAAAUAACAAGGCAUUUAUUAGAUAGAAAUUAUAUCAUGGCAAGUGAUGCAUAUUUACAAAUGGCUAUUGGAAAUGCACCAUGGCAUGGAGUAACCAUGGUUGGCAUUCAUGCACGUACAGGACGAGAAAAAAUAUUUUCAAAGAAUGUUGCUCAUGUGAUGAAUGAUGAAACUCAAAGAAUUAUUCAAGGACUAAAAAGGUUAAUGACAAAGUGUCAGGAAUAUUAUCCCACAGAUCCAAGUCGUUGUGUAGAAUAUGCUAAGUAAUAUAUUUUAAAUUAUUUGUUUGGUAAAUAAAUUAUAUUUAAUUUGAGGUUUCAAUUAGAAAAAAUCCGUUUUAAAUU